This is a messenger RNA of Oncorhynchus masou masou (cherry salmon), 3746 nucleotides long. Its product is annotated as SLIT-ROBO Rho GTPase-activating protein 1-like. Gene Ontology annotation, cellular component: cytoplasm. The record is from RefSeq and is a predicted model, not a curated record. Gene Ontology annotation, molecular function: protein binding. Gene Ontology annotation, biological process: signal transduction; negative regulation of cell migration. NCBI's taxonomy places the organism in Eukaryota, Metazoa, Chordata, Actinopteri, Salmoniformes, Salmonidae. The coding region runs from base 527 to 3712 and encodes 1061 amino acids. The transcript is spliced from 23 exons.
CCAUAGUUUGUGUGAAAGGUUACUACAGUGUUAGAUCACAGACACAUAUUGUUCAUAGUACUCACGCAAACACCCCAAGAGAGACUUGUACAGGAGAAACUCCGGCGAACGAGAGACCAGGGUGUGCACCGCUGGAAAACCUAGUGGGCGUGCACCCCUCUCUUACCGCAGCCCAGUGUGUGUGUGUGUAGGCUACUGCCGCUGCCUCUCCCGCGCUCUUUGAGCUCGCUAAUGGGAAAUUGUUUCUACCUGCUUCCCAGUUGACAGCUCACAGAGAACCUAAACUUAGCAUGGCUCAGGCAGUCACUGUUGGCUCUAUGGAGAGGGUGAUUCUGGAUAAUUGAGCAUUUUAUCCGCCAUCCCUUGGGGAGGAAUAAUACAUUCUGUUGUUGCGGCAGUGAGUGGAUCUAUUCCCUAGUAUGUAACCUGUGGUUUGGGAUAGCGCCUCGGGCAUCGUAGACGCGCGGUGGAGCGGAAUAAUCAAGGUUUGGACCGUUAUCUGAUUGACCAUCGUUAGUGCGCCGACAUGUCGAACCUGGUCAGGAGCAAGAAGGACAAAGAGAUAAUUGCAGAGUAUGAAAGCCAGGUGAAAGAUGUGCGAGCCCAGCUGGUGGAACAGCAGCGGUGUUUGGAACAGCAGACAGAGAUGAGGGUGCAGCUGCUGCAGGACCUGCAGGACUUCUUCAGGAAGAAGGCUGAGAUCGAGACCGAGUACUCCAGGAACCUGGAGAAACUAGCUGAGAGGUUCAUGGCCAAGACACGCAGUACCAAGGACCACCAGCAGUACAAAAAGGACCAGAACUUGCUGUCUCCAGUUAACUGCUGGUACCUGCUGCUGAACCAGGUGAGGAGGGAGAGUAAGGACCACGCCACCCUCAGUGACCUUUACCUGAACAACGUCAUCACCCGUCUCACGCACAUCAGCGACGACUCCGCCCGCCUGCUUAAAAGAAGCAAAGAGAUCACCUUUCAGCUGCAGGAGGACUUGAUGAAGCUCCUUAAUGAACUCUACACCGUGAUGAAGACAUACCACAUGUACCAUGGGGAGACACUGAAUGCGGAGACCAAGCUGAGGGAUGCCGAGCGUCAGGUGGGGGUUGGCAAAGUGGGGCCUGGUGGGGGAGUGGAGCCGUUAUUCGGCAUGCGUAUAGAGGAACGCCACCAGAGACGCAACGCCGCCCGAAAGAUGGAGAAGAUGAGGGAGAAGAGGAAAGCUAAGUACUCUGAGAACAAGCUGAAGUCUCUGAAGGCCAGGAACGAGUACCUGCUGACGAUGGAGGCCACCAACUCCUCUGUGUUCAAAUACUACAUCCACGACCUGCCCGAUAUCAUAGAUUGUUGUGACCUGGGGUACCACUCCAGUCUGAGUCGUGCGUUGAAGACCUACCUGUCUGCAGAGCUGAGUCUGGAGGCCUCCAGGCGGACAGGGUUGGAAGUACUGGAGGGGGCCGUAGAGGGCCUGGAUCCUGCCCGAGACAGACAGCGCCUGCUGGGCCUCUACCCUACCGCCUUCUGCCCCCCGCCACGCUUCAGCUUCCAGCCCCACAUGGGGGACCCGGUGACCCAGAUAGCCGCCCAGCCACAGGUGCAGGCAGAGCUCACAUCUAGGCUGCAACAGCUCCAGUCACGCCUCUCCACCCUGAAGAUCGAGAACGAGGAGGUGAAGAAGACAUGGGGGGCCACUCUCACCACCCUUCAGGACAUGACAGUGCUGGAUGACUAUGACGUUUCCCAGAGUUUCACGCACAGCCCCUCUUCAGAGUCAGUCAAGUCCAGCGUGUCGGACGGCUACUUAAACAAACCAAGCCUCGCCAAGCGCCGUGCCAACCAACAGGAGACUGAGCUCUUCUACUUUACGAAGUUCCGUGAGUAUCUGGAGGGCAGUAAUCUGAUCUCCAAACUACAGGCCAAACACGACCUACUGAAGAAAGCCAUGGCCGAGGGGUAUAUAGCAGACACGCUGACUACCAGCCGUGGACGAAAGAACUCCCAUAGCAAACACCAGGAUUCGACUAAAGCCAUUCCUCUGCUGGUAGAGAGCUGCAUCCGUUACAUCAACCUCCAUGGUCUUCAGCACCAGGGCAUAUUCCGUGUGUCGGGGUCACAGGUGGAGGUCAAUGACAUCAAGAACUCAUUUGAGAGAGGUAAUGACCCCCUGAUUGACGAGGAGAAUAACCAUGACAUCAACUCGGUGGCCGGUGUACUGAAGCUCUACUUCCGGGGGCUGGAGAACCCCCUCUUUCCCAAGGAAAGGUUCAACGACCUAAUUUCCUGUGUCCGUAUAGAGAGCCUGUAUGACAGAGCUCAGUGUAUUCGUAAGAUUCUACUGGGUGUUCCACGGGUGACUCUGGUCGUGAUGAGAUACCUGUUCGCUUUCCUGAACCACUUAUCCCAGUACAGCGAUGAGAACAUGAUGGAUGCUGGGAACCUGGCCAUCGUCUUCGGCCCCACCCUGCUGCCCACGCCCGACGCCCUGGACCAGGUGGCCUGCCAGGCACAUGUUAAUGAGGUCAUCAAGACGGUCAUCCUGCACCACGACAUCUUCCCCGAACCCCCGGAGCUGCCUGGGCCCGUCUAUGAGAAGUGCAUGACUGGAGACCAGUACUGCGAGAGUCCGUUCAGCGAGCCGGGUGGGGAGGUGGAGCCCGACGGCGGCACAGAGACUCAGACCAGUGAGGAGGAGGGGGAAGCAGUAGAAGCGGUGGCCAGGUUUGACUAUACAGGCCGGUCGGGGCGGGAGCUCUCCUUUAAGAAGGGAGUGACCCUGCAGCUGUUCCAGCGUGCGUCACAUGACUGGUGGGAGGGGCGACUCAACGGCACCCAUGGCCUGGUGCCUCACCAGUACAUAACACUGAAGGACAGGCCUGACUCUGCAUCGACAGUGGACAGCGACAGUGGAAGCACUAGCAAUGACGACAAGAAAGCCAGAAGUGAGCUGAACUCUCCUACUGACAGACAGCCAGAAACCUACAACAGCAGCCACCGCAGGAAGCGGACUGACAUUUUCCGCCGCCCCCUCGGUCGCUCUAAAGACCAUGGUAAUGUGGGUGUGUUGGAGAGGAACUCGCCGCCCGUCACUGGUCACUUCAGCCCGCGGGAGCUCCUUCUGGGGCGGAGCACUGGCUUAACCCCGCCUCUCGACAGCCCCGAGCGUCGUCGCCGUUCCACUGCUGCGGUGACAGUUACCGUGAGCCGCCACGAUUCGCUGCGUCGGCCUGAAGACACGCCCAUCCGGCGCUCCUGCAGCGGGCAACACGGCUUCAGCUCCAGAACCCUGGACCCAGACACACUGGCACAAGAUAUAGAGGAGAGUGUGAGUGUGGCUCUGGGGCAGCUGAAGCAGAUGGAGCGUGGGGGCUGCAGACCGGCUCCAGACGUGGUCCUGGACACUCUGGAGCAGGUUAAGAACAGCCCAAUCACAGCCUGCUCCUCCGAGUCACCCAGCCCCCACAGCACCCCCUCCACCCCAGGGACUCCUGGUACCCCGAGUCCCCUUAGCCCUCUGAGCCCCCUCAUUCCUCUCCCUGGCCCCCCUCCCGCACCCCUCCGAUCCACCAACCCCUCCCCCGACACCCUGGGCACCUUCAAGCCUGUAGUGGGGACUCCACUCCGUAUGGGGGCUCCACUUCGCCCCCCAGCCCUGAGGCCAAAACCCCUGGUGCCCCCCAAGAGUAACACCCCCCCUCUGCUGGACAAGUCCUGCACCAUGUGAUGAGCCAAACCAGGCCAAAAUAAAGAAUAGGAGA